Cherax quadricarinatus is the source of this 1598-nucleotide messenger RNA. The record is from RefSeq and is a predicted model, not a curated record. NCBI's taxonomy places the organism in Eukaryota, Metazoa, Arthropoda, Malacostraca, Decapoda, Parastacidae.
AAGUUUGGGAACCGGAUCGACCGCGCCUUUCCCAUAAUGCAUCAGGAGCCGCAGCCACAUAAUAUGGCGGACACUCUUGAAAGCGAGUUGGGUCAGUCAGCAGAGCAGCAAGCAGAGCUGCUUUUGACCUUCAAAAAUGGUGGCUUCUCUUCAUCAUCAUCGUCAUCAUCAUCCUCAGCCUUUUCACAACCACAGGAAUCACAGCAGGAUUUCUCUCCUUUAUCUGCUCUUGGGUUACAUAGAGUGGGAGAAGAUCGCCCAUCCCCCUCCAAGGAGCCCAGCAUCCAGCUAAAUCGCAGAGGAAUGCCUGCUCGUAUGAGAAAGAAAAACCGUUUGUAUUUUGAUGAUGACCUGGUGAGCUCCCCAACACAAGCUAAAUCACCGAAAAAGACUCCUCGUGGCACACCUAAAAAACAACCUAACCCACAGCCUCUACCACUUGCUCCAGUUAAGAUGAGUGACGGCCUGAGUGGGAUCCAGUACACUCCAGUCAUUACCACGGUAAUGUUGGGGGCUUUGCGGCCAUUGUUUGGAGGAGAGAAUGACUUCCAGGUGGUUUUAAAAGAAGCAUUUCCAGAACUUCGGACUCGCAAACUAACACGACGGCAAUGGGGAAUGAUUCGCCGUAUGAUGGGUAAACCUCGACGUUGUUCACAGGCAUUUUUUCAAGAAGAGUGUCAAUCUCUGGACAAGAAACGUCAUGUAUUAAGAUUGUUACAACAAAGAAAGAUAACAGAUAUUUCAUCUUUGAAAGACUUUCCUCUGCCGAAUCAAAUACCCAUGCAACUGGUAAUUGGUACAAAGGUUACAGCUCGAAUAAGAAAACCAGAGAAUGGAUUAUACACUGGUGUAAUUGAUGCUGUAGAUACAUCAGACAAUACAUACAGGAUAACAUUUGAUCGUCAUGGUAUUGGUACACAUUCCAUCCCUGACUAUGAGGUUCUGUCAAGUGAGGUCGCAGAAAUUAUGCCUCUGUCAAGUUUCUCUCAGAAGUUCCGUCCACGCCCUCCUAUGGGCAUGGUCACUCCCCCUCGACCAUUACUACCUAAGCAAGAACCUGGAAGUGUGGGAGCUGACAGUCCAGCACUCUCACUGACCAAUGAUCCUAUUUUAGCUCAAUCACCCCUCAAGUCCUCCAAAAUUUCAAUGGAUGAUACCCUUGGGGGAUUUCGUGUUAAAUGCCUUGUGCAAAUUGUAAAACUUUCAAAAAUUCUUAGAGCCAAGCGGGAAAAAAUAGGUACUUUACGAGAUAUGAAUGGUCAAGCAGAAAAACAACGAAGUUAUGGCCAAGAACUGAAUGUAGACUUCCAGCGUAAAUAUGCAGGAUUAGUUUUAGAAAUUGAGAAGCUAAAUCGUGACCUGAAUCAGCAUCUCCUGGCAGUCCAGCAGUUUUGCCAAGAGAUUGCACCUGAGCAGUCUGGUCCCACACUGUUGCCUGGGCAAAUACGAGAGCGGUGCUAUGAGGAAGCGGCAACCAUUGUGGAUGUAACUAAUCACUCGAGUGGCUCUCCCCAAGUGUCUAGCCCAGCCAUCCUUGAUCUUAUCACUAAACUCACUUCACUUAUGCUUCAGAUGAAGGUUUGCAUUUAAGAUACAUU